UUGGCCGUGUGGCCUAAUGGAGAAGGCGUCGGACUUCGGAUCCGAAGAUUGCAGGUUCGAGUCCUGUCACGGUCGCUGGCGUAGAAGUUUUUUUACUGCUUGUUUGCCUGCUUGCAUGACUGUGACGCCUACUGCUUCUAGUGUGGUCCCUGUCUCUCCAUGGCAACGGUUGCUAUUAUUUAUAUUUGUGUUAUUUGGAUCAAUUCUUUUUAUUUCCUCAAACCUGCAAUUUGUUAAAGAGUAUAAAACGAUCUAGUUUUACACCUGCGAUAUGGCAAAGGCAACCACCAUCAAAGAAGCGCUGAAACGUUUGGAAGAUCGUACGAAAACUAAUUCUUGCGAUGAUAAAGAAAUCGAUCUUUGUUUCCAGUGGCCACCCAUAGAAAAAAUGGAUACUACCUUUUCGACAUUGACCGCAUGCCAAAAACUAUCACUUUCAACCAACAUGAUCGAUAAAAUUUACGGACUAAGCGGCAUGAAAAACCUGCGUGUGCUAUCAUUGGGACGUAACUACAUCAAGGCCAUUUCGGGUCUAGAAGGUGUCAGUGAUACGCUGGAAGAACUGUGGAUUAGUUACAACCUGGUCGAAAAACUGAAAGGCAUUAGCGUGCUGAAAAAGCUGAAGGUUCUCUACAUGAGCAACAACUUGGUCAAGGAUUGGGUCGAGUUUAACCGGCUGGCUGAUUUGCCCAUGUUGGAAGAUUUACUUUUUGCUGGAAAUCCUCUUGUUGAAUCGAUGGAAGAAAGCAUCUGGAGAGCGGAGGCCAGCAAACGGUUACUGCCGCUGAAAAAGCUGGAUGGUGAAACGGUUAUCCGCGAAGAUGCUGAUUCCCAGAACCAAUCAGGAAGUGGACCAGCGGAGAAAUAAAGAGAUUAAUAUUAAUUUUAAAAAUACAAACAGAUGAUUUAACAGC
Molecule: messenger RNA, 914 nt
Organism: Anopheles funestus (African malaria mosquito)
Lineage: Eukaryota; Metazoa; Arthropoda; Insecta; Diptera; Culicidae
Gene: ODA-Dnal1
Product: dynein axonemal light chain 1
Exons: 2
Coding region: 272-868 (198 amino acids)
Cellular component (GO): cytoplasm
Molecular function (GO): protein kinase binding
Source: RefSeq, a predicted model, not a curated record